Messenger RNA from Lodderomyces elongisporus, 939 nucleotides. RefSeq lists its product as uncharacterized. The record is from RefSeq and is a predicted model, not a curated record. The transcript is spliced from 2 exons. Gene Ontology annotation, cellular component: cytoplasm. Bases 1 to 939 code for a protein of 312 amino acids. Gene Ontology annotation, molecular function: protein binding. Gene Ontology annotation, biological process: GCN2-mediated signaling; regulation of translational initiation. NCBI's taxonomy places the organism in Eukaryota, Fungi, Ascomycota, Pichiomycetes, Serinales, Debaryomycetaceae.
AUGACGGUUCAAGAGUUAGAAGAUGAAAUUAGUGCAAUUGUGUCCAUAUAUCCUGACUCUGUGACACAUGAGUUGCCACAGAUUUAUGCUUUUUCUGUACCCAAUCAUGAAUCGAUCAGUUUCCAAUUGAAUUUUCCCAUCCUUUACCCUGAUGAAAAACCGCAGUUGUUGCAAUUGAUUGUCAAGAAUGAAAACACGAGUGAGGGGAGGAAGUUUACGGAUACUGUGUAUUUGGAAAAAAAGAUUCAAGGAGCUUUAGAUGAGACAUUCCAACCUGGUCUAGUAGUGAUUUUUGAAUUAUUGACUCGUUUACAAGAAAUUUUUGAUGAGUAUGUAAAAGAACGUGAUCAAAUGGAGGCACAGAAUCAAACUGCGAUGAGAAAUACAGGUAAAGCGUCCAUAGUGACACUGGGGGAACUGCGGCGAGAAGAGGAGGACGAGGAACAAAGUAUUGGCUUACAAGAGGGUCAAAGUCGGAGUAGCAAUAACAGUAACAACUAUACUGAGGGUUGGUUUGCUUCCGAACCUAUAGUUGAUCGCCAUUCGACCUUCAUUGCAUAUGUCCGUGUGGCCAACACCUUGGAUGAAGCACGUGGGUAUUUGGAUACUUUGUUGUGUGACAGAAAGAUUGCUAAAGCGACACACAAUAUUUCUAGUUGGCGGAUUCAAAACAAAGAUAGUGGUACGCGGUAUCAGGAUUUUGAUGACGAUGGUGAGACUGCAGCGGGUGGCAGGCUUUUGCACUUGCUCCAGAUGAUGGAUGUUUGGAAUGUCAUUGUUGUUGUUAGUAGAUGGUUUGGCGGUAUCCACUUGGGGCCUGACAGGUUCAAACAUAUAAACUCUGCUGCUCGUGAUGCCAUUACACGAAGUGGAUUAUUUUUAUUGCAAGAUGGAACACAUUCUGGUAAUGGUGGUGGAACCAAAUCCAAAAAAAAGUAA